UUGAACUUUUUCUCGAACUUAACCUCCCCCGGAGCAGGUUGGCCAUUCAGCAUAAGUUAACCAUGUUGAUUCGACUUGGUAAGAAGAGAACCAUCGUCAGUUGCAGCCCCAAAAAGUUUUUUUCUCCCCUGAGAAAUUUUCGUAACCCAAAGAUGCCAGUUGAAAGCCUGGAGGAGAGGACAGUGGAGGUGCUUCAGCUGCCUGAAGGAGUGGAUGAGGAGCUGCUGUAUCUGUACUUUGAGAAUAAGCGCCGCUCCGGUGGAGGCCCACUGGUCUCUGUUGAGAAAAGGGGUGACCAUGCCACAUUGGUGUUUGAAGACGCAGAUGCUGCAGCCAAAGUGCUGUCUAAAGAGCACCACGUUCUGCAUAAUGUGGAGCUGAGUGUGAGAAGGUCUCGCCCAAAGGACCCAUGCAGACUGCUGCUGCGGGGGAUCAACCCCAACACCGUCAUUGAGAUGAUAGAGCUCUAUGUGGAAAACAUGAUGGGUUUGAACGUGACAGACUAUAGCCUGUGGCCCUCACCGGAGAGAGAUGUCAUCCUCAUUCAACUCAGCCAACCCUUGUCAAAAGAUUUCCAAACCCUCGGUACGAGGGUCUCCAGGCGGACACUGGAUGGGGCCAUGGUAACACUUGAACAGAUUGAGCAAACUGACUCUGUUUUGGUGGAGAACCUGCACCCAGGCACCACUCCUGACCUGCUCACUCUUUACUUUGAGAGCAAGCGAGGCACAAAUCAGAAGGUGAAGGAUGUCACCAUGCUAUCAGAGGGCACAGCAAAGGUGUCCUUUGCCAACCGUGAAUCUUUGGGCCCUGUCCUGGAUCAUCAACACAAACUGGACGGUGCUGACCUAGUAGUGAGGCCGUACUUUGACUUUCUUCAUCCAACAGAAAGAAUAACUUCACAAAAAUGUGGAAGUGGACAGAAAGAUAUGACUGACAGAAACUCGGAGGAUCAGAGUGAUAUUCUGAUGCAGACCAGUCCUGCCAUGGUGGACAACGCCAACGGCCAGUCUUCCUCUCAGACGACCCCGGAGCCUCUUGCUACCCAUGAGGCGGUAGAGGAGGCGACAGACAAAGUUACAGACCAAACAGAGCAUGCAGAUACACUGUCAAGCCAUAUUGCUAUUGAUGACCCAGUAAAAUUAGCUUUGCUUCAACUUAGCCCUCUUUCUCAGAUCAUUGAAAAGCCUCACCCAAAUUUCACUGUCGAAGUUAAGGAUGAUGGUGUGCUCAUUGUAGGACGUGGCAGACAAAAUCUGGAGCUGAUAAAACACACCAUUUUGGACGCUCUUGGCAAUACGGCUGAAACUCAUUUCACCCUGGAGCCAGAAAAGGCUCAGUUCCUUGCAAGGAAAGAUGUAAAACAGCAACUGCUGCAAACCAUGGAUCAAAUUGGAUCACCUGCCAUGUACCUGGUAUCAGGAUCUAGAGUUGUGGUAGCGUCGCAAUCCCAGGACUCUGCUCAACAGACGUGUAGCUUUUUAAAAUCCCAAAUGUGUCACUUCAGCAUACCGUUGGACCCGGAACAUGGAUGCACUUUAUACCUCAACGAGUGGUCCGAGUUCCUGCAGGGCCUGGGUCUCUCCUCUGUAAAGGUGUCGGAACGAGGGCGGAAUAUUGAUGUGUUGACUUUGAAAGGGAUGGAGAGUGAGAAGCAGGCGGCAAUCCUGCAAUUCCUUUCUACACCCAUUGAAAGGGAGACGGUGAUCGCUAUGGAGCCAGGCAUGCUAAAAUACAUCCAGAACCAUUGUCAUCAGCUGUUGGCUGACAUGGAGCAGGUGUCUAUUUUUCCACUAGAGGCCGAGGAUGUCUGUGGUUUGAAGAUCCAUGGCCAGGCUGUUGCCUGCCAAAUAGCCAAAGAGUUGUUGCAAGACUUGGUCUCCAAUAUCUGCACCAGAACCAUCAUCGUAAACUCUCCAGGAGUGGCCCGGUUUUUAGGUGAACCCGAGUGUAAGAGCAUUCUGAACGAGAUGGAGACCAAGUUUCAGGUGUACAUAAGCAUAAAGUCCAGGCCCUGGGAACACCUUCCUCACCAGGACGUUUUUGACACUGCAUGGAGGAUGAUGUCCCAAAGAAACUUUCAGAAAGUGUCUAUGGAUGUUCCUACACAGGAAUUACCAUCAGAUGCAAUUCAAACUGAUCAAAAUGGAGCUCCUGACGAAGGCCUUUUAGAGGAGGCAAAGAGAAUCGUGUCAUCCCUCGAUGAGAAACUCAAAGAGGGUGCGUCCAAUUCAGACCUGCCUGAUGACAUGGAUAAUGUAGACCUGUACUCAGCUGAAGAACCGACCAGCCUGCGAGACCAGGAAUCUGAUGUGAUGGCGGUCGAUGCUUCCCAGUCCUCGGCAGAAGGGAACGCUGUGAGCGGGUCAGCACUGGGCCUCCCUAGUGAUCUGGAAGAGGAAGCCCAGCUGUCUUUGGCCAUCCAGUACUCAAUGGAGUCAAACCAAUUGUUCCUGGAGGAUGAAGAGGAACAGCUGAAUAAAGCCUUGGAGCUGUCCAGGAAUAUGAUCCAACACGAAGCCUCCUCCGGUGAUGCUGACAAGAACCCCCAAGUCAAUCAGCCCGCGAAGGACGUCCAUGUUUCUCUACAGGAGACCAUCAAGGCAGCAAACACCAUCCAGAUAGAUGUGUUUGCAGGUUAUGAAUGCGAUCUGAUUCGAGUGGACAUAGCCUUUUGGAAAAAGGUCAGCCAGCGACAGGUGGAGGAGAAACUCGAGCACAGCAGCGUGAAGAACAUCUCUGACUACCACAGGACGUGUUUGGAGAUGAUCAUGAGGAAGUAUGCCGUCGAGAUUGAAGUUCAGGGCACCAUAAUCACUGUUUCCGGAUUCAAGGACUAUGUGCCUGGAGCGGUGUGGGAUGUGAAGCUGCUGCUGGAGAAGAUCGGCACUGCUGUCUCAGACGGGGAAAUCCUGAGGACUGUCCAGUGGAUGCGCCAUGAUCCGGCCUCCUCCAUGACUCCAUAUUCAUCCAAUGCCACAGUAUUCAUCGAGAGCGCUUGGAGGAUGAAGCAGGAGCAGGUUGACAUCUUGCUCGACAAUCAGCCUCACACGAUCAACUUUGAGAAGAUGCAGGAACACAACGUAACUCUGGGGAAAUAUGUGAAAAUCUCCAGGAAGCGGCUGGAUGCGGGGGAUUUGGAUGAGGACAUUCCAGAAGAGGAAUACUCCCUGCUGUCAGUCAUGCCUGAAGUGACCAGAGUCCAUGAGGGAUCUGACGAAUUUCAGGAUGUGGUGAAGAAUUUCUAUGCGACCAUCCACGAGUACCACAGCAAGAUCAGAAUCAUACAGGUGGAGAAGCUCAUGAAUCGACUGCUGUUCAACCAGUACAAGUUAAAGAAGGCGAGCGUCCUGCAGCGGGCCACGUACCCAGAAGUCGAACGCACUCUUUACCACGGCACAAAUGAGACGAGUGUGAAAGAGAUUUGUGUUCAUGGCUUCAACAGAAGCUUCUGUGGAAGGAACGCCACCGCCUACGGCCAAGGGGUGUAUUUUGCCGUCAACUCAGCGCUGUCUGUACUGGAUCAGUACUCGCCCCCGAACAUCAACGGACACAAGUUCAUUUUUGUGUCAAAGGUUCUGACGGGAGACUUCACUAAAGGUUGCCAUUCAAUGAAGACCACGCCGUUGAAGGAGACCGGCGACGUUCCCCUCAGAUACGACAGCGUGACGGACCACAUCACCAAGCCGACGAUGUUCGUCAUCUUCAAUGACACGCAGGCUUUUCCUGAAUACCUCAUCACGUGCCAGAGAAUCCGCCCCUGAGGAAACUCACGAGCCAUAAGAUUUGGAGAAGGGAUAAGAUUUGUUUUAAUUUUGAUUAAAAAAGUGUGAUUACUUUCUAAAGGGCUAAUGUGCUGUACAGUUGGUGUUCAUGUUUUUGUUUUUAUCACUUUGCCGCAGACCAUUUUCUCAGUUUCUCCACGUUCAGUUCUUCAAUUUCGUCAGGUUAGAUCAGGAGAAUCUCAGCUGAGCUAAAAAAAAAAUUAAAAAUAAUAAAUGUAAUAACUGUAAACAUUCUCUUGUCCAUGAAUUAUCAGUUUUGAACUGUGCCUGUUGGCAGUGAUCCAACACCUCAAUUUUUCCUCUCUGUGCUAAAACUUUGAAGCAUCCAAAAUAUGUUAUAAAUGUGUUUUUGAAAAACAACCAUAAAUGGUCCGUUGGAUAUAGUUUUUUUUGUAUUAAUGUGAAAAUAACUGACAGUUUUGAUUUUGAAAUAUUUGUCUGGUGACCGUGUUGUUCGGGGAUUAUGGUGAACUGUUUCUUUUUUUCAACUGAUAGUUGCAAUUUUGUGCGUAUAAAAUGUUUGAUGGCCUGAAUCUGACCUUUAUUGUUAUUUUUUAUUUUUUAUUUUUGAGAAAAGUUAAAUUAACUCUGAGAAUUGCUAUUAAACAAAGUUGCAGAAACUACCUGGUGUGUAAGAGAAGUAGCAGGUCCGCUGUUGACCAUGAAGAACAUGUUAUUUAGAAAUAAUCACCAUGGUGAGAAAACCGGAACAUUAGGCCUAUUUUGAUCUUUAGCAUUCAUUAUCACACUAAGGGAAUUAUUACUUUCUACGUUUCAUGCUACAUCGUUUCUCUUGCACAUCUGCCAUGCAAACUAAAGCAAUGUGUAUCGUUAUUUUAAUAAAAAAAUAAUACAAAAUAUUGUACAACAGUAA
Scophthalmus maximus (turbot) is the source of this 4659-nucleotide messenger RNA. RefSeq names its product poly(ADP-ribose) polymerase family member 10 (gene parp10). Gene Ontology annotation, molecular function: transcription corepressor activity; RNA binding; NAD+ poly-ADP-ribosyltransferase activity. The transcript has 11 exons. Lineage: Eukaryota; Metazoa; Chordata; Actinopteri; Pleuronectiformes; Scophthalmidae. Gene Ontology annotation, biological process: negative regulation of gene expression. The record is from RefSeq and is a predicted model, not a curated record. Gene Ontology annotation, cellular component: nucleus; cytoplasm. The coding region runs from base 63 to 3764 and encodes 1233 amino acids.